AUGGCGGACAAGAUGAAUUUGCUUGCGUGUUUCCUGUUUACUUGUCACAUUUACUUGGUGUUUUCCAACGAACUUGCCAGAGGAUGGGGAAAUGACAUAGCAUGGGUGAAACUAGAUGAUGGUCUGAUUCAAGCGAAGAAAGAAAAUAAACCUGUAAUGCUGAUUAUACAUAAAUCCUGGUGCGGCGCAUGCAAAUCAUUAAAACCUAAAUUUGAAGCAUCACAAGCUAUAAAAGAAGUCAGUCAGGAGUUUGUUAUGGUUAAUGCUGAGGAUGAUGAAGAGCCAGGAGAUUCUAAAUUUACACCUGACGGGGGAUACAUUCCACGUAUUUUCUUUUUAGAUUCUGAUGGAAAUGUAUUAAACGACCAUUACAAUAAGGACGGUAACAGUCAAUACAAGUAUUAUUACUAUAGUCCUGACCAUAUUGUUAAAAGCAUGAAAGGCGUAUUGGAAACAUUAAAAAGUGGUAAUACAGCAACCAAUGAAGAAUUAUGACGGGAUAAAGAGUAGACGUAUGAUAUCCUAGAUGAAUGAAAGAUAUUGAAGAAACUGUAUAUGAAUUAGCUUUAUGUGGAAAAAUCUUUUUCUUAACAGCUUUAUGGAUUUUUUUUUAUAUUCUUAUGUUUUAGAUUGUGAUCAUUUGAAUUUCGAUUUGUUUCUUUCUGAAAGUAUGAGUGGAAACUCUCUGACAAUUUCAAUAUUUUAUAACUUAAAAUUUGGAAACAUACAAGUAGAAGCAGGUCCUUCUUAGCAUUCACGACCAUUUACCUGACAUUCCUUUUUUUCAAAAUUUUCACAAUUGCUAGUAUUUAUUAUGUAGUGCUGAUAAGAUGUUAGAUUUUGCAAGGGAAAUAAGGUCUAGAAUGUGUUUAUUAAACUGUUAUGGCUUUUAUUAUUGGUACUUUAGAAUGUUUUGGAUUUUGGAUGUUUUUUACAACACAGAUCAUAUUUUUACCAGUAUUAUUACAGGUAUUCAUAAAUUGUCUGAAAAACGUUUUGUUGUUUUGAUGUCUGAUAUUCCUUGUACUCUUUAGUGGUUAAUACUAAACCAGUCCUUGUGUUCUAGGAUCAGGUAAAGCACUAAUUGAGUUAAUUAUUUAAUUGAACAACGAAUUUGCAUGGUGUGUCUCCUGUGUUAUUUCUGAAGAAGAUUAAAUUGUCAAGUGUCUUCUGUUUGAUUAUCUCCCCUUUUCAUGAAGUGACUGAAUGAAUAAUUGGAAAGAGUAGUUUAUGUGUAUCAUUUGCUUUAAUAAAAUAUAAAAAAUAACA
Ylistrum balloti is the source of this 1269-nucleotide messenger RNA. Its product is annotated as thioredoxin domain-containing protein 12-like. NCBI's taxonomy places the organism in Eukaryota, Metazoa, Mollusca, Bivalvia, Pectinida, Pectinidae. Bases 1 to 495 code for a protein of 164 amino acids. Gene Ontology annotation, cellular component: endoplasmic reticulum. The record is from RefSeq and is a predicted model, not a curated record. The transcript has 7 exons.